ACACGUCAUGCAUGCAUUGGUAGCUGCUUCAUCUUGAUGAGGACGCUACUUGUUUUAGCUCCCAUAGUAUAUAGUAUUACCCUCAUCCGUGACUUCCGUAUCACUCCUUCGGUACAACAGGCCUGUCCAAAGCACCGCUAUGUCUGCCAAGAUCGAAGACAUCACCGACAAGUCCUUCGACUAUGCCAUCAUCGGUGGUGGUACCGCCGGCCUUGCACUAGCUGCCCGUCUGAGCGAGGACCCAUCCAAGACAGCAUGCGUCUUGGAGGCGGGAGACCCCAACAUCAACGACCCAGCCAUUCUGACGCCCGCCUCAUACGGAUCCCAUUUCGGGAAUAAGCAGUAUGAUUGGAAUUUUGCGACGGCAAAGCAGACGUUUUGUUCUGACAGGGUCUUUCCAUGGUCUCGGGGGCGCGGCCUCGGCGGCUCGUCUAGUAUUAACUUUAAAAAUUGGAGCAAGCCUCCAGCGGACGAGAUCGACGAUUGGGAACGCCUCGGUAACCCAGGUUGGAACUGGAAGAAUUUCCAGAAGUAUGUGCAAAGGGCCGAACGCUUCGUCGAGCCAGCCGCUGAACUCCGCGAGAAGGCCAAUAUACCGCUGCACGAAGGAGACCUUGGCACUAAAGGUACCCUACCAAUUUCGUUCCCGAGGACUUUUAGCGAGGUCGAAACCUUCCUUAUGCAGACUACCAAGAACGCCGGUAUCCCGACUGCACCACGCCCAUACGGCGGCGACCCAAACGGGUUUUUCUGGAUGAUCAACUCCCUUGACCAAUAA
Molecule: messenger RNA, 778 nt
Organism: Phanerochaete carnosa HHB-10118-sp
Lineage: Eukaryota; Fungi; Basidiomycota; Agaricomycetes; Polyporales; Phanerochaetaceae
Exons: 11
Coding region: 140-778 (212 amino acids)
Molecular function (GO): oxidoreductase activity, acting on CH-OH group of donors; flavin adenine dinucleotide binding
Source: RefSeq, a predicted model, not a curated record